Thyridium curvatum is the source of this 2655-nucleotide messenger RNA. RefSeq lists its product as uncharacterized. Gene Ontology annotation, cellular component: trans-Golgi network; Golgi membrane. The transcript is spliced from 2 exons. Gene Ontology annotation, biological process: protein processing. The record is from RefSeq and is a predicted model, not a curated record. Bases 1 to 2655 code for a protein of 884 amino acids. Lineage: Eukaryota; Fungi; Ascomycota; Sordariomycetes; Thyridiales; Thyridiaceae. Gene Ontology annotation, molecular function: serine-type endopeptidase activity.
AUGAAGCUCUACGCGCUGCUGGGCCUGCUUGGCUUGUCGACUUUUGCUGCCGCUGGCGGCUCCGAGUCGCUGUCUCAGAGCUACGAUACGAAUGACUACUAUGUCCUCCAUCUCGAGCGAGACGCCUCCCCUGACGAGGUGGCCCUGCGACUGGGAAUGGUCCACAAGGGUCCGUUAGGGGAGCUGCAGGACCAUCACAUGUUCGCGUCCCGCAAGGAGGCGCAUGAUGUCGUCAAGAGAGAGAUCCACGAGAGGAAACGGAGGAAACGUCAAAUAGGCUUCCGCGACGUCCUCGACGGAGUCCUCUUUUCACAGAAGCAGGCUCUGCGCCAGCCGUGGGAGAAGAGGAUCAUCCCCCGUCGCCCUCAGAACAUGGUGAACCCCCCAACCGAUGAGCAGGAAGGCCCGGAUGCGCAGGCGGUGGAGAAGCAGACCAGAGUCAUCGACACCCUCGACAUCAGGGAUCCCAUAUUUCCCCUGCAGUGGCAUCUUUUCAACCCCGUUCAAGUCGGCCACGACGUCAACGUCACCGAUGUCUGGCUGCAGGGCGUUACCGGAAAGAACGCCACCGUCGCAAUCGUAGAUGAUGGUCUCGAUAUGUACAGCAACGAUCUCAAGGACAACUUUUAUGCACAGGGCUCGUACGAUUUCAAUGAGAAGACCGAGGAGCCAAAACCCAGGCUGGCCGACGAUAGGCACGGCACACGCUGCGCCGGUGAGGUGUCAGCUGUCAGGAACAACGUCUGCGGUGUUGGCGUCGCCUAUGACUCCAAGAUUGCUGGCAUCCGGAUCCUGUCCAAACCCAUCUCGGACGCCGACGAAGCCCUAGCUAUGAACUACGACUUCCAAAACAACCAGAUUUACUCUUGCUCUUGGGGCCCGCCUGACGAUGGUAAGAGCAUGGAUGCACCCGGCAUUCUUAUCAGGAGGGCCAUGCUGAACGCCGUACAAAACGGCCGCGGCGGGCUCGGCUCCAUCUACGUUUUCGCUAGUGGAAACGGCGCUCUGAACGAGGACAAUUGCAACUUUGACGGAUAUACAAACAGCAUCUACAGCAUCACUGUUGGUGCGGUUGACCGGAAGGGAAAACACCCCUACUAUUCCGAGAAAUGCUCCGCUAGCUUGGUCGUGACCUACUCCAGCGGAAGCAACGAUGCAAUCCGAACUACUGACGUCGGACCCAAUAACUGCGCCGACCAGCAUGGAGGCACAUCGGCUGCGGCUCCUCUCGCGGCUGGUAUCUUUGCUCUCGUGCUGCAAGUUCGCCCGGAUCUCUCCUGGAGAGACAUGCAGUACCUGGCCUUGAUGACCGCGGUUCCCAUCAACCUGGACUCUGGCGACUGGCAAGAGACUAAGAUUGGCAAGAAGUAUAGCCACACGUUCGCCUACGGCAAGAUCGAUUCCUACGGCAUUGUCGAGGCGGCCAAGACCUGGAAGAAGGUCAAGCCCCAGGCAUGGCUCUUCUCUCCCUGGAUUCAUGUCAAUGAGGCCAUUCCCCAAGGCGAGACCGGUAUCUCUGUCAGCUUCGACGUGAACCCCGACAUGCUCAAGGAGGCCAACUUGGAGCGCAUCGAGCAUGUCACCGUGACCAUGAACGUAGCUCAUACCCGCCGUGGCGACCUCAGCGUCGACCUCGUCAGCCCCAACAAGGUCGUCAGCCAUCUUUCCGCGACUCGCAAGAACGACGAGGCUACCACCGGCUAUGAGGACUGGACCUUCAUGAGUGUCGUCCACUGGGGCGAGAGCGGUCUCGGCACCUGGACCGUUGUCGUCCGCGACACCGUCGAGAACGAGCACACGGGCAACUUUACCGACUUCCACAUCAAGCUCUGGGGCGAGGCUCGCGACGCGGAGAAGGCCACCCUCCUGCCCAUGCCCAACGAGGACGACGACAAGGACCACGCCUCCAUCAUCUCCACCACCACCACGGCGGCCGCCACCUCGGCCACCGUCAAGCCCGACCCAGAGGUCACAAAGCCCGUCGUCGAGCCCGGCGUCACGCCCACGGACCAGCCCACGCGGCCCGUCAAGCCGACCACGACCCCGGCCGACGGCGCGCCCGCGGCCGCCGAGACGUCGGCGGCGCCGACGAGCUCCUCGUGGCUGCCGUCCUUCCUGCCCACGUUUGGCGUCUCGUCGCGUACCCAGAUCUGGAUCUACGGCGCGCUCGGCCUCAUCGUCGCCUUCUGCUGCGGCCUCGGCGUCUACCUGUACAUCGCGCGCCGGCGCCGCCUGCGCAACAGCCCGCGCGACGACUACGAGUUUGAGCUGCUCGACGAGGAGGAGGCCGAGGGCCUGACGGGCGGCGCCGGCGAGAAGGUCCGCGGCGCCGUGGGUCGCGGCGGGGCCGGCGGGCGCAAGGCCAAGCGGGGCGGCGAGCUGUACGAUGCCUUUGCGGGCGGCAGCGACGACGAGGACGAGGACGAGGACGACGAUGGGUUUGCUGCCGGCGGCGCGGCCGGCUAUACCGACCGCAGCGGGUCGGACGAGAGGGUCAACGAGAAGAGCAGGAGGAGGAGAAGUGGUGACUCGGCACGAGGGAGCCGGGAGGAGGACGACGAGGAGGAGGAAGAAGAGCAGCACGUCAUUGGGGCCGACUCGGAUGACGAUGAGGGCAGUGAGGAUGGACAGGAUCGGGGCCUGGUAGGGCGGUGA